Messenger RNA from Pocillopora meandrina, 2073 nucleotides. NCBI's taxonomy places the organism in Eukaryota, Metazoa, Cnidaria, Anthozoa, Scleractinia, Pocilloporidae. The record is from the annotation of a GenBank genome assembly.
UUUGAUACCGCUGACCUGCAAAAGCCGACGGAGAACAAAUCUAGGGCUGAAAAUGAGAACAACGAAAAAGAGGAGGGCUCAAACAGCAGUGACGACAACAGUGAGAGGCACGCUGAAAUCGACAGUCACAGUGAAGGCGAUGACGACGAUUUACUAAGCUCAGUUUUUGAAACGAAGCAGAAACAGGGAAAAAUUACAGAGGAAAUGUGGUCUGGAAUAAAAGUAGAGUCGGUGAAACAUUUACCUGAGGGAGUUGACGGACUGAGAGUGUUCAAGAUACCAUCAGAAUCUCUUAAAAAUGAAGGCAAAAAUAUUUUUAAAGACGGGAGAAACUGGAAAAAGAAUUGCCCAACCGAAUGGAAAGGCCACCGUCGUGUCAUGUAUGCGGACUACAAAGGAUCUAGCAGAUGUUGCAAUGCACAAUGUCCUUUCAUGGUGGAGUUCGGUGUUGUAAAUACAACACAGUUUAAGAACAUGAAAGACGGUGGCGUAAUAUGCAGUGCUUGCAAUCAGCAAUCUGAAUAUGUUGAAUGCCUAGCACAACGUUACAUAAGUUAUGGCCCCUCGUUCACUAAAAUAUUUUACUGCGGCAAUCAUACGUGUCCUGUAAUUAAGCCCAUAAGAAAAAACAAGGGUCAGGUUAGACAACUUAUUAAAGACAACCCCAAGAUAAAGCCCUCGGAAAUUCAGUCAGCAUGUAUAAUGUCUGCUUUUCGCGAGAAAGCAGACUGGGCAACAGUAGAGAAGGAGGUGGAGGCUACCCUAGAUCGACAAUGGCUAGCAAAUGAAAAGAAGCAAAUAAAGCGAGAUACCGAGCCUUUCGGUCAUGACUUUGAAGCUGUUGUGACAUUCAAACAGUACUGUGAUAAGAAGGACAAUUAUUAUGUAUACAAAAUCAACGACCGAAGAGGAAACCCGGACAGACCUUCGUUUGUUUUUAAAAUGGGGACUCAAAAAGCUAAAAUGGCCAUCAACAUGAAUAAAGAUGGCAAUCACUUCAUCAAGGAAGAGUUUUGUUUUUUUGAUGGCAAAAGAAAACGCUGUCGAGGUUUUGUCACUCUCACGGCAAGUGUAUAUUACGGCUUAUUACAAAAACAAGUUCCUCUUGCUGUAAUGGAAGCUGAAAAAGAGGACACAACCAACAUCGAACUCUUCUGGACACUCUUUAAUGAAGUUCUACAAAAAGUUUCCGGUCAUAAAGAGUAUAAAUUUAAUCCCCUUGGCUGGUACACCGACAUGGCGGGGGCCAACUUCGCGGCACUAAUCACAGUGUUUGGUGAGGAGGCUGCGUCACGUAUUAAGUCCUGCGAAUUUCAUUUUAAAGAUCAACGAAACAAGAAAGCACAGAGACUGGACAAUGAAAAUAGCGGCCGUUUUAAGGAACUGUGUAACCUUCUUCUAACGAGUGAAACCGAAGAUGGCUACGCCAAAAGUAAAGCUGCCAUGGACGCAUUCAUCGAAGAGAGUGAGGAUUACGCCUUCUUAAAAACAUGGGUAUCUUGGUGGCACGACAGACGCGGGUUCAUUUGUAGAGCUUUCGCUCCAAAAGAUGCCCCCGAAAUGAACAAAGCAGAAGUAAUACAUGCUGGGUGGGCACACAGGGAUUCACCGAACCUAAGCCUUCUCAACGUCUGUCACGCGGAUGUCCGUGACACUCUAGUUUUGGAGAAACAACUAGAAUCCUACAAGGAAGGUAUCCCGGCACCAGGAAACGGACCCUCCUUCGCUGAACGCAAGCGAAGGCAACAUGCCAGGCAGCUUCAAAAAGCCAAAAGAAUAGGAAAAGAAAUGUUUGAAGACAGUGAAAAUGGCCACGUGAUUGACCCUUCAUCUUCUUAUCAGCCACCAAGAAACAAGAAACGGAAAGGAAAACAAUCAGGAGGUAACCAAUCCAAAGGAAAGGUUACUGUGAAUUCCGGGCCAGUGGCGUAUGGAGACACGCCUAACAUGGCCCCGCCUAAUAUGCCCCUGUCUAAUGUGUGCCCACAAAAUGUGCCCUCGUGUUUCAUGUCUCCUCAGAAUGCGCUACCAUCUUUUUCGUCUACACCUAAUACAUUCCCAUCCAGUUUGCCC